Molecule: messenger RNA, 1040 nt
Organism: Guyanagaster necrorhizus
Lineage: Eukaryota; Fungi; Basidiomycota; Agaricomycetes; Agaricales; Physalacriaceae
Product: yeats-domain-containing protein
Exons: 4
Coding region: 194-967 (257 amino acids)
Biological process (GO): regulation of DNA-templated transcription
Source: RefSeq, a predicted model, not a curated record
CCUAAAAGUCCACAUAAAUCGAUAUGUUUCCCCUAGACCAAGCAAAUAGUGAGGUCUUACGGUAUACAAGUCCGUCAAUGAUACUCAUGGUGGUGGUUGAUGGUGAGGAGGCAGGCAGCGGGCGAUGUCGGAGUUCGGUUUCGCGGUCAGCCAAAAGGGAAAGAGCCGAGGCUCGACUUGCACCCUUUUCGCCAUGGCCGACCGCGUUCGCGUUAGAGGUCUCAGCAUAUUCAGACCUAUAAUAUACGGAAACACCGCUACGCUUUUGACCCCGGAGGAACGAGCUGCGUUAGAUCCUAGCCGCCAUGAACACACUCAUCGCUGGACAGUCGCUGUCCGUAGUGCCGCAUCUGUUCCAGAUUCAGACGUUGUUGGCGGUGCAGACGAUCUUAGCUAUUUCAUCAAACGCGUCAACUUCAAGCUGCAUGAUACAUACAAUAAUCCAAGCAGAGUCGUCGAUAAGCCUCCAUUUGAGGUGACAGAGACAGGAUGGGGUGAAUUUGACAUUCUCAUUCGUAUAACCUAUAUUGCCGACUCGGGUGAAAAGGCCUCCUCUGUUUACCAUCACCUCAAGCUUCACCCAUGGGCUGGUCCAGGGGAACCAGAAAUCCCUUCUAUGGAUGUCGCCCUCAAAGCCGGUCCAGUACACUCUUGGCAGUACGACGAAAUCGUCUUCAAUGAACCUUUCAACAGCUUCUUACACACCCUCACCGCUCAUCCUCCGACGCCCCUCCCAAAGACUAAGAGGAGACCGGUUCCCUUCCACAUCGCAUACCCUGACACGCUGAAAGACACUAGAUUGGCAGAGACACCCGAAUUCAGCCAGGAGAUGGAGAAGGAAGAGGCGGACCGACUUGAGCAGGCGAAAAAGAAAGUUGUGGCGGAGCAGGAGCAGCUGAGAAAUACCUUGAUUGAGAAAGAGAAGGAACUGCAAGAAUUGCAGAAGCUUGUGGGACCUAAUUCGUAGUGGUACGUAUACAAUGAAAUAUAUAAUGUGUAGCAAAUAGUCUUGUAAAUAUGACAUAUCUGUAUAUCAUUGC